AAGUGGUUGAGGGCAGUAUAAUUUCCGCUCCUCUACGAUAAGUCGCUCGAAGUGCAAAGUCGAGGCUCACGAACACUAAAAAGCCACGCUGCGGCUGGACGUAGCAGCUGAUCGACUACCACACCCAGCUGAGGGAAGGACUGCAGACGCCUCUUACGAUCAUUCGACAAUAUACGGUUUUCAGGUAGCACAUUGGCUUCCGUGGCUGACUGGCUUGUAGAAUGCGUCGAUGUCUAAUCUCGUACGAUCCUGCCGUGCGCUAUAAGAGACCCAGUUUCCCUCCUCGUCCGGUUGAAGCAUCAAAUCGUAACUCUCUAAAGGGACAGCUCGACCUACAAUUACGACUCUACCCGCCGGCGGCAGCGGCUACAAAAUACUCACGAUGAGCAAACAAGAACUCUGCGAUAACUUCUACAACAUUGAUAACUUGGUCACGAUCAGCCUCACCAUCCCGGACUCGGACUGGCAAGCCUUGAAGAACGCUGAGCCGCGAGGUGGACGCUGCAACUUCUCCUAUACCGGCGACCGCUAUGACUGGUUCAAAGCCACCUCGGUCACCGUGUCCGGCACCAAGUUCCCUAAACAGGGGACGUUCUCCAAUAUCGGGCUGAUCAAGAAGUCAUAUUGUGGAUCCUUCAGCACUAGCAAGCCCUCGCUGCGGCUAGACUUCUCGAAAUACGUGAAGGAGAAUGAGGACGCGAUUGAGGCACUGAUUGGAACGAAGGUCCUGACGCUGAAUAACAGCAAGCAGGAUUCAUCGUACGUCCGGCAGCCGCUGGGCUACGAACUGUUUCGUCAGGCAGGCCUUCCAUAUCCACGGUGCAACUUCGCAAAGGUCGUAGUCAACGGGACGACCCUGGGAGUCUACGUCAACCUAGAGCCCUUCAAGAAGCGCUUUUACCAGCACAAUUUCGCCGGCAAUGACAAGGGCAACGCGUACGAGCUGGAAGUCGGCGAAGACCUCGACACCGCCGUGAUAAACUCUGGCCGGAUUAGCUUCGAAGGACUCUCGCAGUACGAGGACAUGAAGGACAUCAAGCUCGCCGCCUCGCAGAUCGCAUCUGGGGGCUUGGCCGCUGCGCAGCAGGUCAUCGAUUGGGACCAGUUUUUGCGCUUCUUUGCCAUGGAGUCGUUGCUGAAGCACUGGGACGGGUAUACGCAGAACACGAACAACACGUAUAUCUACAACGACACGGUGGCUGUUGCGAAUCCGGCCGUUGUGAAUGUGAAGCUAAAGUUCAUCCCCUCGGGAAUCGACCAGAUCAUGCAGGAGGGAAGAGAUUUCGAGAUUGGCGGAAAGUCGGUGCUAGCAGGUCUGGUUCGCUCAGAUCAGUUCGAAAGGGCGAAGCUGUUCAAGGUGAUUCGGGACUUCGCGAAUACGAUCUUCAACACGGAGAACCACGACAAAGUCCUGACGCCGCUGAUCGGCCGCAUGGAGGCCUUGCUAACGACCGCCGGGGGUGUCAGCCCUGCCGGUCUGAGCGGCCCCAUCGGCGUCGUCAGGAAGCAGCUCAAACUUGUGAAGUCUGGAGCAUACCAGCUCAUCGGCGAGAUGCCUACGGAAUCGAUGCUGCUGCUUUCCAAGUCGACGGGCGACUGCAUCCACGCCAGCAACAGCGAAUUCAUCGGCAGCGUCCCCACACCCACCUCGCCCCAGGAAGUCUACCACUGCCCGCCCACCGGCGCCCUCGCCGACAGCUGGACCGCAUUGCCCGGCAGCCACGGCUUCACCAAGUUCAAGAAUCGCGCGUAUGGGACGUGGUUACAUUGCGAUGCGAAUGUCAAGACGCCGAGCGGGAAGCUGAAUGUGUAUGCGGCGCGGAAUGAUCCGGAUACUGGUAAUGAGUUUACAGUGUUGCCGACGGGUGUCCAGUCUGCGGAGGCGUGGCAUGCUAGCGGGUACUUUGCGUUGAAGAGUAAGGUGACGGGUCAGUUUGUGUAUUUCAGUGAGACGGAUUUGACGCCGAAGGGGAGGAAGGAGGUACAUCAGAUUGGGACUGAGGCGGGCGAGAGGGCUAUGUUCUUGUUUUGAGGGCUUGAAGCAUUGAGGAACACAUGUUUCGAAUCCUCUUCAGCGCCCGUCAAGACCAUGUUGGAUGCUCGUUGGAUAUGCGCUUGACACUGGGGCGUAUUCAGCUCCUUCUCGCACCCUCUUCGCUCUCACCUUCAAUGCCAACCCUUGGAAGCAUUCUGAUAG
Molecule: messenger RNA, 2197 nt
Organism: Trematosphaeria pertusa
Lineage: Eukaryota; Fungi; Ascomycota; Dothideomycetes; Pleosporales; Trematosphaeriaceae
Exons: 1
Coding region: 383-2032 (549 amino acids)
Source: RefSeq, a predicted model, not a curated record